This is a messenger RNA of Rubroshorea leprosula, 1267 nucleotides long. The record is from the annotation of a GenBank genome assembly. Lineage: Eukaryota; Viridiplantae; Streptophyta; Magnoliopsida; Malvales; Dipterocarpaceae.
CAAAAAGUUUAAGCUUUAAUUGGCAAAACCAUAAAGUUUACCUCCAAACCAUACAAAUCCAAAGUCAAACUAACAAUCUCUCACAUUCACUCUCCUUCCAAUUCCAAUUUUAUCUCCGACCCCUUCGAUUCUCCUGCGUUUUCCUUCUUUCCAAACCUUCUGUUCCUUGCAUUUCAUCUUUCCUUCAAACCUUUCCCUUUUUUUCCCCUACCCACAUGACAUUAGAUAACUAGAUUGGAGUUAGGAGUAACAAAUGCCGUUUUUCCACCACAAGAGAUCAGAUUUUGUGAACGCUGAAAAUGGGUAACCACCACCAGAUAUCAGAUUUGUGAAUGCUGAAAAUGGUUUUGGUGAUGGAAGGGUUGGAUGUGCUGAUAGAGAGAUUGCUGGACUGGAAGAAUAACGAAGGGAAGAGGAUUCAGCUACAUGAAUAUGAAAUCAGACAGCUUUGCAUCAGUGCCAAGCAAGUCUUCUUGAGCCAACCUAUUCUCCUUGAAUUAGUAGCUUCCAUCAACAUCUGUGGCGAUAUACAUGUCCAAUAUCCAGACCUUUUGCGCCUGUUUGAAUCAAAGUUCCCGAAUAACUUUUUCCUUCUCCAAGGGAACCAUGAAUGCGCUUCUAUCAACAGAAUCUAUGGAUUUUAUGAUGAGUGCAAGCGUCGUUUCAGUGUCCGACUUCGGAUGAUUUUCGCUGAUUGCUUCAACUGCUUGCCAGUGGCUGCAGUGGUUGAUGACAAACUACUCUGCAUGCAUGGAGGACUUUCACCAGAAAUGCAGAGCUUGGACCAGAUUAGAGCUAUAGAAAGGCCAAAAGAUGUGCCACACCAAGGCCUCUUGUGUUACCUCCUUUGGGCCGAUCCCGACGAAGACAUCAAAGGGUGGGAUGAGAAUGAUAGGGGCGUGUCUUUCAUCUUUGGAACAGACAAAGUAGCUGAAUUCUUGAAAAAACAUGAUCUUGAUCUCAUUUGUCGUGCUCAUCAGGUUGUUGAAGAUGGUUAUGAACUCUUGACGGACAGGCAGAUGGUUACGAUAUUUUCUGCACCAAACUACUGUGGAGAGUUCAACAAUGCAGGGGCAAUGAUGAGGUUGGAUACAACUUUGCUCUGCGCAUUUCAGAUUCUUAAACCGGGAGAGGAAAAAUGGGAGUAACAGAAUAAUUUCCGAAAUGUCAGAAAGGAGUUCGAAUUUCAAAACCAUCAUCUCUUUUAUAUGCUGUCGUUGUGCCCUUUUCUUUGUGUAAAAAUUUAGAUUAAAAUCCUUCAUUUUCA